UGAAUGAUCCUCCAAUAGUAGGAGCCGGAGUGACCACCAGUCAGGGGCCGGAUAACAAUGGCAGACGUUGUGCCGGACCCCCUUACUGGCUGCUCCUCCUGUGAUGAUGCUGUUGAUACAAUGUUACAUUGUCAGGUAUUCGUGUGGCCAUGUAAAUGUGACAGAUGCAGCUGUGUGCUGGAGCGCUGCCUGCCCUGAGACUGCCUGCCUGCCUGCCUGCCCACCCAGCAUCCACACAGGUACAGCCAGGAUCACCCCCACUGCAGUGUACAUAUCAAUUUGGCCACAUUUCCUAGCUCCACGAAUAUGGAAUCGUUUGGGAGAGCGGCGUGCAACGGAUUCUUAUCUGCCGAAAAAAAAUCUGUCUCCCUGGUGGCGGAAAGUCAUGGACAGAAGAUAUUAACUGUACUGCAGAGCUUCAGAGAACAGAACAUUUUCUUUGACUUUAACAUCAUCGUGAAAGAUGAAUCCAUCUCAUGCCACCGCUGUGUCCUGGCAGCCAGCAGUGAUUUCUUCAGGGCUAUGUUUGAAGUGAACAUGAAAGAAAGAGAUGGUGGAAGUGUCAGGAUCAGCAAUCUGUCUCCAAAAGCUGUAAAAGGAUUCCUGGAUUAUGCCUACACAGGCAAAACACAGAUUACAGAAGAAAAUGUGGACAUGCUGUUUCAGAUGUCCUCCUUUCUCCAGGUGCCUCAACUUGCAAAAGCAUGUAGUGAUUUUUUAGUUAAGACCAUUGAUGUAAACAAUUGUUUACAGCUGUUGUCAUUGUCUGAUAGCUACGGCUCCACCCGGCUGUUCGAAUGUGCCUUACAAUUUGCUCUAAGCCAUUUCCCGUUGCUUACACAAUCUCUGGACUUCUCGGAGUUGAAUGUUGGAGUGCUGGAAAAAUGUCUGGAGGCUGAUGACUUGAAUGUUCCAGAUGAAGAGUUUGUGCUCAUGGCCGUCCUAGCUUGGACUAAGCAUAGUGCAGAAAAGAGAGAGAGGUUUUUUCCUCAGCUGAUAGGAAAAGUCCGACUACAUCAGUUAUCACAAUGUGCUCUUCAGAAUGUACUCUAUGCUGAGGAGCAAUUGUUAAGAAGCACAGACUGUUUAUCGAAGGUCAGUAAUGCCAUACAAUGCAUUGAACAUUCUGGAGGGUUGUACCCAGAUGCCCGCAUUUCUACUACAGAAAAAUAUAUCUUUGUCCAUAAAACAGCAGAAGAUGGAGAAACUCGGUACACGUUUUGUUAUAAUACCAAAACCGAUAAAUGGUUGGAGCUUCCGCAUAUACAUAUAGUUGAUCUCCCAGGUUCUAGCUUGUCCAGUUUCGGAGAAAAGAUCUUUCUCACGGGAGGAUGUACAGGUAGUUGUUGUCGUGCAGUGAGGCUCCAUAUUGCCGAAUCUCACCAUGAAGCCACUGACCAAACCUGGUGCUACUGUCCUUUAAGCAAUAACACUUUUCCAGUACCAGCCAUGAAAAAACCAAGAACCAUGCAUACAUCUGUUAUGGCCCUUAACCAUUUGUUUGUGAUUGGUGGGAAAACCAAAGGAGCACAAGACAUACGGAGUCUUCUCGAUGUUGAAGCUUAUAAUCCUUUAACUAAGGAAUGGAAAUCUGUAAGUCCCUUGCCAAGAGGGAUAUACUACCCUGAGGCGAGUGCGUGCAAGUCCUUUAUUUAUGUACUGGGAUCUGAAGUAGAGAUUACUGAUGCUUUUAACCCUUCCCUUGACUGUUUUUUUAAGUACAAUGCAGACACAAAUCAAUGGUGUCAACUUGUGGCAGAAUUUGGCCAAUUCUUUCACGCCACUUUAAUCAAAGCAGUGCCAGUCAACAGCACCUUGUACAUCUGCGACCUUUCUACAUAUAAAGUUUACAGCUUCUGCCCUGAGACCUGCGUGUGGAAGGGCGAAGGGUCUUUUGAGUGUGCUGGUUUUAAUGCAGGGGCAGUGGGUAUUGAGGAUAAAAUUUAUAUCUUGGGUGGAGAUUAUGCCCCAGAUGAAAUCACCGAUGAGGUACAAGUAUACCACAGUAAUCGAUCAGAGUGGGAGGAAGUCUCCCCGAUGCCCCGGGCUUUGACAGAAUUUUAUUGUGAAGUCAUUCAGUUCAAUAAGUGCAGGGAUCCUUGGGGUGUAAGCCAUUUAUGAGUCCUUUUCUUCACAGACAUUACGACUAUAUCCGAUGCACAUGGGGUGCUUAACUGAAUUUGAUAUGCAAUGAAGCCGAAUGGUAGGGAUGAAUGCAUACAGUGAAUGAUGUCUGCAAACCAAGAAUGGGCUCGAAGUUAAAAUAAUAUGCUAUGGAUUGUCUCUGCAUACAUUAUUUGGAUUCUAAUACUAUGUAGAGUUGCUAAACUGUCAAUGUCUAUAAAUCUUAAGGUCAUGUCCUUAUGGCAUAUUUUUGUCUACCAAACACAAUUUAAGCUACCAUCCAAUUGGAGACCAAUGACAUCACAGAUCUACUACGAAAAUGCAUUUUAUAAGUUGCCCUGUGGUCUCUUAGAUAUUGGGUGUUUAUGAAAAGAUGAAUACCAUCAAAGUAAUAAUACAUAUGCCUUUCGGCAAACCAGAAAAGCUAAAUGUAUGUGGUUACCAAGAGUCCAAUGAGACUAGAUGGUUCUUUCCUGUUACUUUAUUGUAAAGGUGUGCCUCAUGGUACACUGCUACAUGAAUAGAAACACUAAGAUCAGGAGAAUUUUGCAGGCCAGGACAUGUGCAGCAUGCUACUUCAGGGAGUGCCAGCUGAAUUAUUUCUGCUUACCAUAGCAGUAAGCCCUUAUGUACAUGAUUGUACUAUCAUUCCAUACAAGCUUAGUAACGUGGAGCCGCAAUAUGGCACCCAUCGCCCUCCAAAAAUCUCAUGGUCCAUCUGAUACUAUAUUACAGAGCUAUUCUCCCAUAUAAGCAUGAUAUCUUGAAAACAUUAUCGCUAAUUCCAUAUGGAGGUACCAUGUGGUGGCACAUUGUAUAGUAUAGUGUAAUAUAGUAUAGAUACUCUGUUUUCUGCCAUACAAGAUUUGUGCACACAAACUUGACAGAGUUGGAAUAAGAAAGAGAGACCAGGAAAUAAUCUGUGUAUAUGUAUAUACAAGUUAGCUUACUGGAUGCUUUAAAUAACUCCAUCAUUCGGGCUGCUGUCAUGAUGACCCACCUCAGCCAGUGAUAGGAUGAUCGUAAGUGUAAUGUAAUGGGCCCGGGCACCAGGAAGAAAGCCGGACCCGGGCGCAAUACAUCUCACUGCUGUUCAACCUAUCACCGACAUGUAUCACCCAUAAAGACUGGAGCUUCUCACAGAAACUCAGUGAAAAAAGCAUAAAUAUUAUUACAACAAUGUUUAAAAAUAUUUUUUAAAAGGAUAAAAUCGGUAAAAAAAGGUGGUAAAUUCAGGACGAGAUUUUCAAUAGAUGUCAUAAUUGUGUAAAAGACAUAGAAAGCAAAGUGGAAAAAGAUGGCAGUUCAAAGCCUAAUAUAAGUUAAACUAGCUGAGUACCCGGCAUUGCCCAGUUUUUCCUACCUAAUCCUUGUGGUAGAGGAAAGGCAACAAAGGAGGAAGCUUUUGUCCUCAUAUCACGUCCUCAUAUCCUGACCCCUAAUCCUGUCCUAAUAUCCUGACCUCAUAUCCCAACCUUAUAUUCUUACCUCAUAUCUAAUCUUCAUGACCUGUCCUCAUAUCCCAACCUCCUAUCCCGUCCUCAUAUCCCGUCCUUCUAUCCCGUCUUCAUAUCCUGUCCACUUAUCCUGUCCUCAGGUGGGGCUGAGUUGUGAUGAAGAUAUUGUAAUCCGACAUAGAAGGGGGCGUGGCCUUGUGGGAGUGGGCAUGAUUUGCAAGCCAGACUGAUACACAAAAAGGGUAGAAAAUAAAAGGGCUGUGGCUUAAAGGG
Messenger RNA from Hyla sarda, 3854 nucleotides. RefSeq names its product kelch repeat and BTB domain containing 3 (gene KBTBD3). The transcript has 3 exons. NCBI's taxonomy places the organism in Eukaryota, Metazoa, Chordata, Amphibia, Anura, Hylidae. The record is from RefSeq and is a predicted model, not a curated record. Bases 307 to 2121 code for a protein of 604 amino acids. Gene Ontology annotation, molecular function: protein binding.